GGGAAACCGGAAGGACAGAUCUGUGGCUGGGUAGAAGGACGGGUACGUGUUGUUCCGUGCUCUGUAGUCUCUGUGGAGGGAAAGAUGCUAACCAAUAUCUCCAGUGUACUGAGGGCCUGCGCUCAGAGAAAUGGAGCUGCAGCAGUCGUGUCAGCACGAACCUAUGCCGACUUCACAACCCAGGCAACCUUUGAAAUAAAGAAAUGUGACGUCCACAAGCUGGACGAGGCCCCUGCAACUCAGGUGGUUAUGACCCGGGAUGAGGGUCUGCAGUACUACCGCACCAUGCAGACUAUGAGGCGGAUGGAGCUGAAGGCAGACCAGCUGUACAAGCAGAAGAUCAUCAGAGGGUUCUGUCACUUAUAUGACGGCCAGGAAGCUUGUGCUGUUGGCAUCGAAGCGUCAAUUAAACUGACAGACCACCUGAUCACAGCGUACCGUGCACACGGCUACACUUUAACAAGGGGAGGGACUGUCAAGGAGAUCAUGGCUGAACUCACUGGCAGAAGAAGUGGCAUUGCAAAGGGCAAGGGAGGCUCUAUGCAUAUGUACUGUAAAAAUUUCUAUGGAGGAAAUGGAAUUGUUGGCGCUCAGGUUCCUCUAGGUGCGGGCGUGGCACUAGCCUGCAGAUAUAAGGGCACCGAUGAGCUGUGUGUCUGUUUGUAUGGUGAUGGUGCUGCAAACCAGGGUCAAAUUUUUGAAACCUACAACAUGGCAGCUCUUUGGAAGCUGCCCGUCAUCUUCAUCUGUGAGAACAACAGGUAUGGGAUGGGCACGUCGGUGGAGCGAGCUGCAGCCAGCACCGACUACUUCAAGAGGGGAGAAUUCAUUCCUGGUCUCAGGGUUGAUGGCAUGGAUAUUCUGUGUGUUCGCGAAGCAACUAGAUUUGCAGCUGAUCACUGCCGGUCUGGAAAGGGUCCAAUACUCAUGGAACUACAGACAUACCGUUACCAUGGACACAGUAUGAGUGACCCUGGGGUCAGCUACCGCACACGCGACGAGAUCCAGGAGGUCCGCAGUAAGAGCGACCCCAUCUCCUUGCUGAAGGACCGCCUUCUCAGCAACAACAUGGCCAGCGUGGAGGAGCUUAAGGAGAUCGAUGUAGAAGUGAGGAAGGAAAUCGAGGAUGCAGCACAGUUCGCCACCACAGAUCCUGAACCCCCUCUGGAAGAGCUGUGCAACCACAUCUUUUGCAACAAUCCACCGGUUGAGGUGCGCGGCACCAACCCGUGGGCCAAACUGAAGUCUCUUAGCUAAAAUUUGAGUUGUAACGUCAGUUCAACUGUAAGCCAACUCCACAUGCUGUUAUGUGAACAGACUUCACCUAAUGUACCAUAUCUGAGUGCAUCAUAUCCAGUGCUUUAACCAUUAUUUUACUGGCACUUUUAAGCAAUGAGGGCCAUAAUUUAUAAACAUGUUCUUAAAGCUAAACUGACAUUAAAUGGUUCAACUCUCAA
Messenger RNA from Girardinichthys multiradiatus, 1457 nucleotides. It is a transcript of the gene pdha1a, whose product is annotated as pyruvate dehydrogenase E1 subunit alpha 1a. Gene Ontology annotation, cellular component: intracellular membrane-bounded organelle. Bases 85 to 1257 code for a protein of 390 amino acids. The transcript is spliced from 11 exons. Gene Ontology annotation, molecular function: pyruvate dehydrogenase (acetyl-transferring) activity. Gene Ontology annotation, biological process: pyruvate decarboxylation to acetyl-CoA. The record is from RefSeq and is a predicted model, not a curated record. NCBI's taxonomy places the organism in Eukaryota, Metazoa, Chordata, Actinopteri, Cyprinodontiformes, Goodeidae.